Parastagonospora nodorum SN15 is the source of this 312-nucleotide messenger RNA. RefSeq lists its product as hypothetical. The transcript is spliced from 3 exons. Lineage: Eukaryota; Fungi; Ascomycota; Dothideomycetes; Pleosporales; Phaeosphaeriaceae. The record is from RefSeq and is a predicted model, not a curated record. Bases 1 to 312 code for a protein of 103 amino acids.
AUGUCGCGGCCACAGCAGGGCGAAAUCCGGGAGGCUUUCCGGCGCGCGCUCAUCAACGUUUGGGGUUGCGGUAUUAGACCAAGAGAUAAAGGUUUGCGCAACAUAGGCUGGGAUGAGGCAGAGCGAGAAUGCUAUAUCGUUGACUUUGAGGACUGCAAGAUCAUAGAUGUGGGACAGGUGGAUGUACCAGAAUUCAGUGAGGCAGAAUUCCGGCACUGGGAUCUUGCUGAGGAGAAUGUUGUGCACUAUCGCACGUGGUACGAUUUGGACAAAGUCGGGAAUGCAGCAGGGGCAGCUAAGAACGGGGCUUAA